ACUAAAUUCAUUUUUAGUUUCCGUCAGUCUUCCGUUCUGAGAGUACACAGUGCGUCGGUUAAAUAACAUAUUAUAUAUAUUUUUUUUUAAUUAUUUUGUAAUUAGUUUUAUUAGAGCAAUGUUAAAGCCAAUUUAUCUUGUAUUUCUACCUAUAGUGCUAAGCGUACCAAAUAAUCGGGUAAUAAGAGAAGUGGAUAGUGUUGAACAAGUUAAUUCUCAGUCGACGGAAAUGACACCUUCAACCUCACAAUCAGCAGUACCGUGUCAUGACUUGUCGGAACAUCGUGGUAUUCCGCAAUUAGUUUUUCCCAUGUGUACCAGUUCAAACGGUCUCGAGGGGUUACGCAAUGUCGUGAUUCAUGGGAUGGCUUGCACAUGUGACCUCAACACUCAUGAUGUACACAAGAGAGAUGAUUAUCAGUAUACACCCGGAAUCGGAGCACACAAACUUCACACCCGAGGAGCUACGUUCAACAACGCAAGACGGAUAUGUAAUGAAGAAGGUGGACAUCUUGCUGUUAUUGAUUCUCUCGCUGAGGAGCGGGUAUUGUUGGACCUAUUCAAACGUGCGGUCGGAAUCAGAAAUGUGACGAAUGAAGAUCAAGCUUUAAUUGGAAUCCAUGACCUAUUUUCAGAGGGGGAGUGGGUGACUAUUUUAGGCGAGUCUCUACAUAAAAAUGGCUAUACAAAAUGGAGCGACCGGUGGGGUGGACAGCCAGAUAAUGGUGGUGGUGUACAAAAUUGUGGUAGUUUAUUGAAAGAAGGAGGAAUGGACGACGUCAGUUGUAAUGCGCAGUUUGCUUUCUUUUGUGAAAUACCCGGAAUCCGAAUAGCCCAUUAAAACUUUUGUACUUUCCACACAACCUUUUAACUUUGUGUGUGUAUUUCUGUACUCUGCUAUACACUUUCAUACAAUUAUCAUUUAGUUUUGUUUACUUUAUGUACCGUAACGACAUUUUUAUAUUUUUAUUUUAUUUUUGCCAAUCUAACUUUUUCUAUGCAACUAUUUCCUUUUCAUCGCUACCGUACUUUUUUUUAUACAGUGAUUUAUAUAAUUUGCUGAAGAAUUUUGUCGAAUAAUCAAAUAAACUUUUU
Messenger RNA from Cotesia glomerata, 1095 nucleotides. RefSeq names its product hemolymph lipopolysaccharide-binding protein-like. The record is from RefSeq and is a predicted model, not a curated record. The coding region runs from base 119 to 841 and encodes 240 amino acids. Lineage: Eukaryota; Metazoa; Arthropoda; Insecta; Hymenoptera; Braconidae. The transcript is spliced from 2 exons.